Messenger RNA from Cokeromyces recurvatus, 2538 nucleotides. RefSeq lists its product as uncharacterized. Gene Ontology annotation, cellular component: nucleus. The transcript has 2 exons. Gene Ontology annotation, biological process: regulation of DNA-templated transcription; DNA-templated transcription. Gene Ontology annotation, molecular function: zinc ion binding; DNA binding; DNA-binding transcription factor activity, RNA polymerase II-specific. The record is from RefSeq and is a predicted model, not a curated record. The coding region runs from base 50 to 2530 and encodes 826 amino acids. NCBI's taxonomy places the organism in Eukaryota, Fungi, Mucoromycota, Mucoromycetes, Mucorales, Mucoraceae.
UUUUUUUUUUUUUUAUUUGCUCAUUACCGACUUUUUAAAUUAAUAAUUUAUGGCCGAUGUAUCAAAAAAGACAACAUCAAAUCAUAACAACUUGGGUGCGGCUUGUUAUAGAUGCAGAGGAUUCAGACAUGCAUGCGAUAGAGAAAAACCUGCAUGUUCACGCUGUAAAAGAAGAGGCAUCACUUGUCAAUAUCCAGAAGCAGCACCAACACUAAAAAAGCUUCAAAAAGCAACAGAGACUUUGAGUGAUCGUAUUAAGAAAUUUGGCGAGCUUUUAAAGACAGGCGAAAAUAAUAAUGAUGGAUUACUCAACAAUACUAAUUUUAAAAAGGGAAUUUCUUUACAAAGGCUUGCUCAGCCUAGAUCCACUGUAGCUCCUGCCGACUUUGACAAUUCACCCUCUCUUUAUAUAACAAACUCUACUUCCAUGUCCGUACGUUCAAAUAAUCCCGACCUUCUGAUAGAUGAUGAUGCGAGAUCAACUACAAGUCAUUCUACAAUCACAAAAAGCAAAACAACUCCUCCCGUAGUCUCUACAAGCUCUUUUUCUGUUUAUCCAUGUAACAAAUGUUAUAAAGACUUACAACAAUGCGAUCUUACCUUACCGAGUUGUAGUCGAUGUGCAAAUAAUAAUUUUGAAUGUAUUUAUACGAAAACAGAACCCAAAGCGAAUCAUGUCUCUCAGGUCCUAAAUACGAUGAAUAAAGUGAUGGAUCAAUGGCAAGACUCGAUAGAUAAAAUGGCAAAGGACUUUGCUCAAAAGACUCGUGAUUUUGGUCAACGUGUAGAUCAAUCGUUUAAAAAGAAACCAUUACCUCCCUUUGCUUGGAAGAUCACUUCAACAAAUAAAGGUCUCUCCGUUGAAAGUAAUGUCAACUCUUUUAAUGAUCUUUCUAAACUGGUAGACCAAUUCAAACGAACUAUGCAUAUCACUCCUCGGGAUCCUGAAACAGCUGAUACAGAUAUGAUAGAUGAUGAACGUCAUAGAAUAGCGCAAGGUGUUGAAAUUGAUGAUGCAAGCUCUAUACACACUUCCUCUGGGUUUUCUUUUGGUGUUUGGAAUGCAUGGUCUCAUCCGACAAAUGCAAUACCUGAGGAUUAUCCUGUUGAUAUUAAUCAAGAAUUAACAGAUAGUCUUGUAGAACUCUAUUGUAGAACACCCUGUUGUUCUGCAAUUCGUUUACCUAUCAUUGAUACAACUGAAUUUUUGGCCCGUUAUAAGAGCACUGAUGCUGAAAGACGACCGUCUAAGGUUCUUAUCUAUGCUGUUUGUGCUAUGGCUGCUCGUAAUGCAUUCCAAAUGCAUGUCUGGAGUAAGAGACCUGCUCAUGAGACACCACACUACAAUAUGGGUAAAGCACUCUCUAUGGCUUAUUGUCUUAAGGGACGUGAAGAGUUAGCAGAAUGCUUUGAUAGACCUACGAUAGAUAAUUGUCAAGCUGCCUUUUUAUUAUCCUAUUGUAAUCAUCAAAAUGGCUAUCCAGGAGUUAUUUAUGUUUAUGAUUGGAUUGCAUUUACGAUGGCACAAGAAUUAGGUCUUUAUGAUUCAGGUCGUGUAUUAGACACAAGAGAAGGAAUCUUAGUAUGGGGACUUUAUUACUUUAAUACAUGGUAUCGUGUAUUACAGGGUGUAUCGAAUUCAUAUGCAGAACUAGGACAAAUCCAUCCAAGUUGCCCUCUACCUCCUCCACAACCUAAACCAAAGUUAGACUAUAUGGAUAUAGAUGACAUGAUUGAACCACCUCAAGAAAUGAUUGAUUACUACGUUUAUACUGAAUGGUAUUGUCUAAUUCAAUUACAAAUUCUUCGACAUGAUUGUAUGAGUCGUUUAUUAUCAGCACAAGCUGCAGGAAAGCAUGAUACCACACUCUCUGCUGAUUUACUUGCAAUGCAAGACCGUUUACAAGCCUUUUACGAUAAAUUACCAGCAGAAUGGAAGAAUCCUGAUCUUGAAUCGAUUGCCUUGGAUCAAAUGGCAGCUUGUACACCGGAACCCUUUUAUCAUGGAAAUGAGCAACAGCAAUACUAUCAUGUCGAUAUUCAUGAAUUUGCUAGAUUUUGUAUUCUUAGUGUUCACGUCUAUUAUAACAUUAAUAAGAUUUUAUUGUAUCAAGCGUUUUUCCCAACUGACCAUGCACCUACUUCACCAUUUUCACUUCAAAGUCUUUAUACUUGUAUUGAUGCAGCUUAUGCCAUUACACAAACAUUAGAUAUCAUGGUGAAACAUCAUGAUGAAUGUAAUAUUCCUUUAUUAGGUUUCUUAUUUGCUAAUAUGGUCUAUAUAAAAUUACUUAAUUAUAACGAUGAUCAAUAUCAAGAAUUUGCAAGACGAUGUCUAGAACAAUCCAUUAAUGUAUCCAAGAUGUCCAAGGCCUACCUUUAUGAUUUUGAAAUGACACGUAACCUUGUUAAUGUUAUGGAACAAGAUAUUCGAAAUGCCUGUGGUGGAAGACCUCUUAGUGUAGUAGAUGAUGAGUUUUAUCCGUUUGCUCUUCCUUCACCACCUACUUUACCACCUUUUAUUCAAUAAUUUUUUUU